GCGCGGAGGAAGUCACGUGGCGCGCGCUCACAUGACCGGCGGCGUGAUGGACCGGCUGGCGGGGGAGGCGGGCGCGGCGCUAGGCGCGGCGGCCGCUGAGGCGGAGGCUGACGAGGAGGCGGACCCGCCCGCGGCAGACUUGCCCACGCCCCGGGUCCACGAGCGGAGGGACCCACAGCCCGGUCGAAUGCAGGUGCCGCAGGGGAACCCGCUGCUGCUCUCACACACCCUGCAGGAGCUGCUGGCCAGGGACACCGUGCAGGUGGAGCUCAUUCCCGAGAAGAAGGGCCUCUUCCUGAAGCACGUGGAGUACGAGGUCUCCAGCCAGCGCUUCAAGUCCUCUGUGUACAGACGGUACAAUGACUUCGUGGUUCUCCACGACAUGCUGCUGCAGAAGUUCCCCUACCGCAUGGUGCCGGCCCUGCCGCCCAAGAGAGUGCUGGGAGAUUUCUGCACCCGAGCGUGUUUGCAGGGGGCUGGGGUGGGGGUGCUGCCCAGCCUAUUUGCCGUCCCCAUGCUCUCUGCCCGCAGCUGACCGGGAGUUCAUCGAGGCCCGGCGGAGGGCGCUGAGGCGCUUCAUUAACCUGGUGGCCCGGCACCCCCCGUUCUCCGAGGACGUGGCCCUCCGGCUGUUCCUGUCCUUCAGUGGCCCUGACGUGCAGAACAAGUUAAAGGAAUCAGCUCAGUGUGUUGGAGAUGAAUUCAUGAACUGUAAGCUGGCUCCUCGGGCCAAGGACUUCCUCCCGGCCGACAUCCAGACUCAGUUAGCCGUCAGCCGGGAGCUCAUUCGGAACAUCUGCAACAGCUUCCACAGGCUUCGCGACCGGGCUGAGCGGAUUGCAUCGAGGGCCGUCGACAAUGCUGCUGACCUUCUCGUAUUUGGGAAGGAGCUGAGUGCUUUGGGGUCUGACACGACCCCGCUCCCUUCCUGGGCCUCUCUGAACAGCAGCACGUGGGGGUCCCUUAAACAGGCGCUGAGAGGCCUGUCCGUUGAAUUUGCACUGCUUGCUGACAAAGCUGCCCAGCAGGGCAAACAGGAAGAGAAUGACGUGGUGGAGAAAUUGAACCUCUUCUUGGAUUUGCUCCAGUCCUAUAAAGACCUGUGCGAACGGCACGAGAAGGGCGUGUUGCACAAGCACCAGCGUGCCCUGCACAAGUACAGCGUGACGAAGAGGCAGAUGCUGAGUGCCGCUGUGCAGAGCCGCGAGCCCGACUCGGCGCAGCCGCUGGAGUCCCGCAUCGUCGAGCAGGAGAACGCCAUCCAGACCUUGGAGCUUCGGAGCUUCUUCUCCUUGUACUGCCUGCACCAGGAGAUGCAGCUGGUCCACAUCUACCUGCCCCUCACCUCCCACAUUCUCGGGGCCUUUGUCAACUCGCAGAUCCAAGGCCACAAGGAGAUGAGCAAGGUGUGGAACGACCUGAAGCCCAAGCUCAGCUGCCUCUUCGCGGGACCCAACAGUUCCCUGCCCCCGCCGAGAUCCCCGCAGGACGGCAUGUCUCCUCAGUAGUGCCAGUGGCCUGGGGCGGGAGCCCUGGCGGCCUCACUAAAAUCUCUUUCCAAA
Mirounga angustirostris (Northern elephant seal) is the source of this 1562-nucleotide messenger RNA. RefSeq names its product sorting nexin 8 (gene SNX8). The coding region runs from base 360 to 1508 and encodes 382 amino acids. Gene Ontology annotation, biological process: intracellular protein transport; early endosome to Golgi transport. Lineage: Eukaryota; Metazoa; Chordata; Mammalia; Carnivora; Phocidae. The transcript has 11 exons. Gene Ontology annotation, cellular component: early endosome membrane. The record is from RefSeq and is a predicted model, not a curated record. Gene Ontology annotation, molecular function: phosphatidylinositol binding.